Messenger RNA from Aureobasidium vineae, 519 nucleotides. NCBI's taxonomy places the organism in Eukaryota, Fungi, Ascomycota, Dothideomycetes, Dothideales, Saccotheciaceae. The record is from the annotation of a GenBank genome assembly.
AUGAAUACCGGCAUGAACAUGGGCGGCAUGGGUCGCGGUGGCUUCAACAACCCGCAGAUGAACAUGAUGGGCGGGUUCAAUGGAGGAGCCAUGGGAGGCAACUUCAACAACAACAUGAUGGGCGGCUUCAACAAUGCCAUGGGAGGCUUCAAUAACCGAGGCGGUAUGAUGGGCGGCAACAUGCGUGGAGGUUUCCAGAACAACCGCGGCCGGGGCGGUAUGAUUAUGCCCAACAUGACCAUGGGCAUGGGGAUGGGCAUGAAUAACAUGGGCAACAUGAACAACAUGGGAGGUAUGGGUGCCAUGGGUAUGGGCAACAUGAACAUGGGUAAGUGCGAAGUUGCUCAGAAAAUCAGCUCAUGCUCACAUAUACCAGGAGGCUUCGGCAACAACACGCAAGGAGGACAUUUCAACCCAGGCUUCUUCGGAAAUGGAGGUGCAGCAAAUGGUAACUCAUCGGGUGGCAGCAUGUCGCCUAGUGGCAAUCCUCAUGGUGCUAAGAGACCUCGACCGGAGUAG